Messenger RNA from Chelmon rostratus (copperband butterflyfish), 618 nucleotides. RefSeq names its product neurensin 1-like (gene nrsn1l). The transcript is spliced from 3 exons. Bases 1 to 618 code for a protein of 205 amino acids. The record is from RefSeq and is a predicted model, not a curated record. Lineage: Eukaryota; Metazoa; Chordata; Actinopteri; Chaetodontiformes; Chaetodontidae. Gene Ontology annotation, biological process: nervous system development. Gene Ontology annotation, cellular component: neuron projection; transport vesicle; neuronal cell body.
AUGGCGCUGUGCUCCGAGGCCUGUGUCUCCGGCUCAGGAGGAGAGUCCUCCGGGAGUGAGGCGGGUUCUACCUGUCUUCAGUUUGGUGUUCGUUCCUAUCUGCACCACUUCUACGAGGAGUGCUCGUCCUCCGUGUGGGAGACGGACCUGGAGGAUCAAGGGUUCGUCCAGAGCCAGAGGUCAACCCUGUGGUGGAGCUCAGCUGUGUGGAAGGUGUCCUUGGCCCUGGGUCUCCUGAUCCUGACUGCAGGUAUUACCAGCCUGUCAGUCGGCUACUCCACUCCCCAUAAAAUUGAGUCGUUCGGAGAGGGAGACCUGUUCUUCUUGGACACCCAGGCCGUAAGCUUCAACAGGGGCCUGCACCUCAGCGCCACGGCCGGGAUUGGCCUCUCCUGCCUCGGCUCGGCUCUGGUGGCGAUGGGGCUUGUCGUUUGGGUCCUCCCCAGGGCCAGCUUCAAAGAGAGGCUCUUCCACAGGCCGGGGGAAGGAGAGCAGAGAGGAGAGUCGGGGUCAAAGUGGAGGGUAACGGGGGAUGUGGUCACUAAGCCACCAGGUAUAGAGGAGGGGAAGAUACCCAUCACGCUGUCGAAAGUGGAAAAUGUGCAGCCCACUUCUUAA